Molecule: messenger RNA, 3942 nt
Organism: Megalops cyprinoides (Indo-Pacific tarpon)
Lineage: Eukaryota; Metazoa; Chordata; Actinopteri; Elopiformes; Megalopidae
Product: protocadherin-9-like
Exons: 4
Coding region: 232-3933 (1233 amino acids)
Biological process (GO): homophilic cell-cell adhesion
Cellular component (GO): plasma membrane
Molecular function (GO): calcium ion binding
Source: RefSeq, a predicted model, not a curated record
UCUCACGCUAAAUUUUAGUUAAACCUGUGUCAGUUAAACCUGUAUUUAUUUGUGAUGUGUUUAAACGAUGAGGUUAUCUUAUUGUAACGUACUGUAUAUUGUUUAUUUAUAGGAUUGUGUUGGCAACCUCUUGCUUACAAAUGCAAGGUAACAUGAAUCCUGUAGUCUAGCUACUUUGCAUGGGGGGAAAACUGUCUGAAAUACGAAGUGGAAAAGGAUUAAACACUUGCCAUGAACCUUUCGGAUUUUUACCUGUUGGCCGCUCUGGUUUCCUGCUUUUGGUUACACCCUGGUAUAGCCCAAGAGCUUAUCUACACUAUUAGGGAAGAGUUGCAAGAAAAUGUUCUCAUUGGAAACAUACCAAAAGAUCUGAACAUUUCCCAUACUAUGGCUGCCACUGGAACAAGUGCUAACUUGGUCUACAGGCUGGUUUCAAAAGCUGGAGAUAAACCAUUGCUCAGAGUUUUAAGCAGUACUGGGGAGAUCUAUACAACUUCCAAUCGAAUUGACAGGGAGCGACUCUGUCCUGGCCCCUCCUAUGAAGAAAAUGAAUGUUCUUUUGAGAUUGAGGUGGUCAUCCUGCCAAAUGACUAUUUCAGGCUGAUUAAAAUUAAAAUUAUCGUCAAGGACACCAACGACAAUGCCCCCAUGUUCCCCUCUCCAGUUAUAAACAUUUCCAUCCCGGAGAACACCCUAAUUAAUAGCCGCUUCGCCAUUCCUUCAGCCACUGACCCAGACACCGGCUUUAACAGUGUGCAGCACUACAAGCUUGUGAAUGGGCAAAGUGCCUUUGGCUUGGACAUUGUAGAAACGCCAGAGGGGGAGAAGUGGCCCCAGCUGAUUGUACAGCAGAACUUAGACAGGGAACAGAAGGAUACAUAUGUAAUGAAGGUUAAGGUAGAAGAUGGGGGCAACCCCCAGAAGUCCAGUACAGCGAUCCUUCAGGUAACAGUAACCGACGUUAAUGACAACAAGCCUGUUUUUAAAGAUAAUCAGAUUGAGGUCCACAUUCCAGAGAACUCUCCUGUGGGCACGUCUGUGGUGCAGCUUCAAGCCACAGAUGCAGAUAUAGGGCUCAAUGCUGACAUCAGAUAUGGUUUUGGUGCCCAGGUUUCCACGGCCACAAAAAGACUCUUUGCUUUGAACACCACCUCUGGCCUCAUAACUGUGCAGCGACCUUUGGACAGAGAAGAAAUCGCUAUCCACAAAUUGACAGUACUGGCCAGUGAUGGCAGUUCUAGCCCAGCAAAAGCCACGAUAACUAUUAAUGUGACAGAUGUGAACGAUAAUCCCCCAAACGUAGACCUGAGGUAUAUUAUCACUCCAAUUAAUGGCACAGUUUUCUUGUCUGAGAAAGAUCCUAUCAACACCAAGAUCGCUCUGAUCACAGUCUCUGAUAAGGACACAGACGUCAAUGGGAAAGUGAUUUGCUUUAUCGACAGGGAUGUCCCUUUCCACCUGAAAGCAGUGUAUGACAACCAAUACCUGUUAGAGACAUCAUCACUGCUUGAUUAUGAAGGCACCAAAGAGUACUACUUUAAAAUAGUGGCGUCUGACUCUGGCAAACCAAGCCUAAAUCAAACAGCUUUAGUUAGAGUAAAGCUGGAAGAUGAAAAUGAUAACCCUCCCAUUUUCACUCAGCCUGUAAUUGAGUUGGUCGUCAUGGAGAACAAUAAACGAGGAUUGUUUCUCACCACUGUCAGUGCCACAGAUGAGGACAGUGGCAAGAAUGCAGAGAUUGUUUACCAGUUAGGGCCCAAUGCCUCCUUCUUUGACUUGGAUCGUAAAACAGGGGUGUUAACAGCGUCAAGGAUUUUUGACAGAGAGGAGCAGGAAAGGUUUCUGUUUACUGUCACAGCGAGAGACAACGGGACGCCUCCUCUUCAAAGCCAGGCAGCCAUAAUCGUGACUAUACAGGAUGAGAAUGACAACAGCCCCAAGUUCACUCAUAAUCACUUCCAGUUUUUUGUGUCAGAGAAUUUACCAAAGUACAGCACAGUGGGGGUGAUCACUGUCACUGAUGCCGACGCUGGAGAGAAUGCUGCCGUAACUCUCUCCAUAAUGAGUGACAAUGAAAACUUCAUCUUAGAUCCUUAUUCUGGAGUUAUAAAGUCCAACGUUUCUUUUGACCGAGAGCAGCAGAGCUCUUACACCUUUGAUGUCAGGGCAGAGGACAGUGGGCAACCCCCUAGUUCAUCUUCUGCCAAAGUGACCAUAAAUGUAAUUGAUGUCAAUGAUAAUACCCCUGUUGUGAUUUUUCCCCCGUCAAACACGUCAUUCAAACUGGUUCCUCUCUCGGCUAUUCCUGGGUCAGUGGUUGCAGAGGUCUUUGCACUGGAUGGGGACACAGGGAUGAAUGCUGAGCUGAAAUACACCAUUGUGAAUGGGAAUAACAAGGGCUUGUUCAGGAUUGACCCUGUGACUGGAAACAUUACCCUUGAAGAGAAGCCGGCUAUUACUGACAUUGGGCUCCACCGCCUGGUAGUCAACAUCAGUGACUUGGGUUACCCAAAGUCCUUGCACACCCUUGUGAUGGUUUUCCUUUAUGUGAAUGACACGGUGGGAAAUGCCACCUACAUCCACGAACUCAUCCGACAAACUGUGGAGGCCCCUUUGGAUAAAAACAUUGGUGACAGCAGUGAGACCUAUCAGAGCAGGGACUACUUGACAAUUAUGAUCGCUAUUGUGACAGGGGCUAUGGUUGUAAUAGUGGUCAUAUUCUUUACUGUCCUGGUGCGCUGCCGCCACGCCUCGAGGUUCAAGGCGGCUCAGAGGAAGAAACAGGGGGCGGAGUGGAUGUCCCCAAACCAAGAGAGCAAACAGAGCAAAAAGAAGAAGCGAAAGAAAAGGAAGUCGCCCAAGAGCUCCUUGCUCAAUUUCGUCACCAUCGGGGAACCCAAACCCGACGACCCUGUACACGAACCCAUUAAUGGCACAAUAAGCCUUCCAGCUGAGCUGGAAGAGCAGGCUAUGGGGCGCUUUGACUGGAACACCAUGCCUACAACAACAUUUAAACCCAGCAGCCCUGACCUUGCCAGGCACUACAAGUCUGCCUCACCACAAUCUGCUUUCCACCUCAAAGCCGACACUCCGGUCUCCGUGAAAAAACACCAUGUCAUUCAGGAACUCCCCCUGGACAAUACCUUUGUUGGGGGUUGCGAUACCCUGUCGAAGCGGUCCUCCACUAGUUCGGACCACUUCAGUGCCUCUGAAUGCAGUUCCCAGGGAGGGGUCAAGACAAGAGGUCCUUUGCACAACAGACAGGGAUCUUUAACCAGAGCCCAAACUGAACUGAAUCCUGAAUAUCUGGACCUCCGAUCCCGACCUGAACUGAAUCCUGAAUAUUGGGUCCCAUGCACACCUUUAUCGCAGCGGCGUGUAACCUUCCACUUGCCUGAUGGCUCCCAGGAAAGCUGUAGUGACAGUGGCCUGGGAGAGCAUGAGCCGACCUGCACCGGAGGGCCCCUCUCACAUCCCCUCCCUCUGGUGCAGCCACAGGACGAGUUCUGCGAACAGUCCUCCCCUGACAAGAGGACCGAAGCCGACGGGAACUCUGACCCCAACUCUGAUGGCCCUCUGGGACCCAGAGGACUCGUUGAAGCCACUGAGAUGUGUACCCAAGAAUGCCUGGUGUUGGGUCACUCAGACAACUGUUGGAUGCCACCAGGUCUUGGGACUUACUCCUCCAACUCUCCCCUUUCCACCUUUGUCAAUCACAGUGAAUGGGCCAAAGACAAACUCCUAACCGGGAGCACGCUGACAAGAACCUGGGACAAAAAUGGCCCCCGGGACCAGUUUGGGGACAGGAAGGAUUUUGGUGGUGCUGAGGGACAUUUUACCAACAGCAGUCACAUCAAAGACAUUCCUUUGGCAAGCCUGAAAUCCUGCACACAGGUCUGCAUGAGCGACAGCGCAAAGGAACACCAGCUUUAAAUAAAUGCU